UAAACCGAGGCAAAAAGUUUUCAUUCCUCUCUCUCUUUCUCCCCCCCUCUCUCAUUUCUUUUGUCGCAGAUCGACCAAAACCUCUGAUCUCCAUUAAUCGAUCCAAACUUCGAUCAAACCCAAAUGCGGAUACCCAGAAAAGGUUCGAUCUUUACACUUUUUGAAUCCAAGCUCUCUCCCUAGAGUCUCCAAUUUUUAUUCAGUUCAUCAAUUUGUAAAAUUGUAAAAGGUCGCAACUUUAGAUAGAAAACAGAGAUGAGUCAUCAUUCGAAAGGCAAGAAUGAAGAAGAUUGGUCGAUUAGGUUGAUAAAGGUUGUAUCUUUCAUGGUUGUAUUCAUGGCUGGUGCUGUUUUGGGAUUAUCACUAACUUCCCAUAUUACCCCUUAUUUUCACACACAAUCUGAGCUCUUCUUCCCUAAAAGAAUGUACUCCACAAACUGUGCCAAGGAUAACACUAGCUUAGCGAGUUUCGUUAGCCCGAGCAAUUUGAUGCAUGAUAUGAGUGAUGAUGAGCUCUUUUGGAGGGCUUCAUUGGUGCCGAAGAAGGAGAAGUUCCCAUUUAAGAGAGUUCCGAAGGUUGCGUUCAUGUUCAUGACGAGGGGAGCAUUGCCAUUGUUGAAGUUGUGGGAGAUGUUUUUCGCGGGGCACGAAGGGUUUUAUUCGAUUUAUGUGCAUUCUCUUCCCGGGUAUAAGCUUAUUGUCAAUGAUAGCUCUCCAUUCUAUGGGAGGCAGAUUCGAAGUGAGGAGACCUCAUGGGGUUCGAUAUCACUAGUAGACGCAGAGAAACGUCUCUUAGCCAAUGCUCUAUUAGAUUUCUCCAACGAACGCUUUGUGCUCAUCUCUGAGAGCUGCAUUCCCGUCUUCAAUUUCCCCAACGUCUACAACUAUCUAGUGAACUCUAUUCACAGCUUCGUCGAAUCUUAUGACGAAGACUCUCCUCGUGGCCGUGGUCGUUACAGUCGCCGUAUGUGGCCCGACAUUAAGCUCUCAAAAUGGAGAAAAGGGUCAGAAUGGUUUGAGCUCAACCGAGAAUUAGCUGUGAACAUUGUUGCUGACUUUAAGUACUAUAAUUUAUUCAGAAAGUACUGCAAGCCCUCUUGUUAUCCGGACGAGCAUUAUAUCCCUACUUACUUGAACAUGUUCUAUGGAGCUCUGAACUCGAACAGGACGGUGACCUGGGUCGACUGGUCGAGGGGCGGGCCCCACCCAGCAAGAUACGGGCACAGGGCAAUCACGGAGGAAUUCAUCCAGUCGAUAAGAGAGAAUGCUACUCUCUGUAGCUAUAACUUUGAGGAGACUAGCAUGUGCUAUCUCUUUGCAAGGAAAUUUGCACCAAGUGCUCUGGAGCCUUUACUUAGACUUGCAUCAACACUCAUGGAAUUUUGAACGCUCGAUUCAUACUGAACUAUAGAAGAAUUACACUGUUUUACUUCAUGGAUGUGUCAGAAAGGUAUACUUUUAGAUUUUUUUUCCCCAGCAAAACUUACGAGUGUUUAUCUGGCUAUCAAGGUUUUUGUUUACAAGCUAGAGAAGUAUGAAGUGGAUUAUGAGGGAGAUACUGAUCAAAUGCUAGUGAUGUGAAUACAAAGUGCAAGGUUACUUUCUUAUAUCAUUUUUUGCUCUAUAUAUGGAAUUUUGGUGCAUGAUUGUGCAUCCUAGGAUUGAUUUAGAAGCAAUGCAGGUCAAAUUUCAAGGGGA
Molecule: messenger RNA, 1698 nt
Organism: Asparagus officinalis (garden asparagus)
Lineage: Eukaryota; Viridiplantae; Streptophyta; Magnoliopsida; Asparagales; Asparagaceae
Exons: 2
Coding region: 256-1386 (376 amino acids)
Cellular component (GO): membrane
Molecular function (GO): glycosyltransferase activity
Source: RefSeq, a predicted model, not a curated record